Molecule: messenger RNA, 11368 nt
Organism: Corythoichthys intestinalis (scribbled pipefish)
Lineage: Eukaryota; Metazoa; Chordata; Actinopteri; Syngnathiformes; Syngnathidae
Product: stromal interaction molecule 1-like
Exons: 14
Coding region: 241-2574 (777 amino acids)
Biological process (GO): activation of store-operated calcium channel activity; store-operated calcium entry; intracellular calcium ion homeostasis
Cellular component (GO): plasma membrane; endoplasmic reticulum
Molecular function (GO): calcium channel regulator activity; protein binding; calcium ion binding
Source: RefSeq, a predicted model, not a curated record
CCACUGUCCGCCAGUGCUUUCCUGUCUUCCACUCUGCGGCUCUUUUCGCUUCUGCAAGUGGGUGGGCGCGCAUUCGCUACGACCAAGAAAAGACCCAGACAAAUACUCGCCAGUAAGAGGACCGAGUCCUCUUUCCUUGAAGCGUUUUUAAAAAUAAUUUCCAAAGCGAUGGUAACCUACGAAUAAGACCAACUUGAACGCAGCUUCUUUAUCCAUGACACCACUGGAGCACUGGACAGAAUGGUAACCCUGUGGAUAUUUUUCUUGUGUCUUAUUGGAGGAAGUUGGACUGAAAGAUCCAGUUCGUCUCCUACCGACACUGCUGAUAAUGGUAUAUCAGAUUUCUGUCGUAUCGAUGGCCUUCUGUGCCGCGACGAGAACCCUGUUCUCAGUUUUGAGGCCAUCCGCAGCAUCCACAAGCAGAUGGACGAUGACAAAAACGGCAAUGUGGACGUGGUCGAGACAGACGGGUUCUUAAGAGAGGAUCUGAACUACCAUGACCCCAAGGCCAAGCACAACAGCUUCCAUGGGGAUGACCAAUUCAUUAGCGUGGAAGAUCUGUGGAACGCCUGGAAGGGCUCUGAAGUGUAUAACUGGACAGUGGACGAGGUAGUGGAAUGGCUCAUCACUUAUGUGGAGCUGCCGCAGUACGUGGAGGCCUUCCGUAAGAUGAGCUUUAACGGUAGCUCCAUGCCCAGGCUGGCUGUGAAGAACACAACUCUGACACACGCCAUCCUCAAGAUUCUGGACCGCAGCCACGUUCAAAAGCUGCAACUCAAAUCUCUGGACACCGUCCUGUUCGGAGCACCCCUCAUGAACAGACACAACCAUCUGAAGGACUUCAUGUUGGUGGUGUCCAUUGUCAUCGGAAUGGGCGGUUGCUGGUUCGCUUACAUCCAGAACCGCUACUCCAAGGAUCACAUGAAGAAGAUGAUGAAGGAUCUGGAGGGCCUGCAGAAGGCCGAACAAAGUCUUCAUGACCUGCAACAAAAGCUCCAGAUCGCACAGGAGGAGCAUCGCUCGGUGGAGGUGGAGAAGGUCAACCUUGAGCAGAAGCUCAGGGAUGAGAUCAGCACAGCAAAGCAGGAAGCCCAACGGCUAAAGGAGCUGCGUGAGGGCACUGAGAACGAACUCAGUCGACAGAAGUACGCCGAAGAGGAGCUUGAGCAGGUACGCAUGGCGCUUAAGAAAGCCGAGAAGGAGCUGGAGUCGCGAAGCUGCUGGGCCCCUCCAGAAUCGCUCCAGAAGUGGCUGCAGCUCACUCACGAGGUGGAAGUGCAGUAUUACAACAUCAAGAAGCAGAAUGCUGAACGGCAGCUCCUGGUUGCUAAAGAAGGGGCUGAAAAGAUCAAGAAAAAGAGGAACACUCUCUUUGGGACAUUCCACGUAGCACACAGCUCGUCCCUGGAUGAUGUGGACCACAAAAUUUUAGCAGCAAAACAAGCACUAGGCGAGGUGACGGCCGCCCUGCGCGAGCGUCUCCACCGCUGGCAGCAGAUCGAACUGCUCACCGGCUUCACAGUGGUCAACAACCCUGGCCUACCGUCGCUGGCGUCGGCCCUCAACCUGGACACCAGCUUCUUAGGGGGCCGCGCCACGCCGCAGCACUUUAUUGUGUCGGACGACUUGGACGACCUGGACGAGGACAUCUUGCCCGCCGUGCUGCAAUAUGGCAAACGGCUGUUGGAGCGACGAGCCAGUGACCUGUGGUCCGGCGGCUCGGAUUGUCAACCCGUAUGGAAAAAUCUCGCUCCCAGCAUGAUGUCCCUGCGCCAACGCCACAUUGAUCCGCACCUGGCUUUGAGCUCGCAGAGGUUGGUAGAGGGUUCCCAGCUGGAGGGUCAGCAGGGGGAGGGAUCUUCGCAUUCAGGUCCACGGCCUAGGACGGCUUUCCGAGAGUCCCGCAGCCAGUCUUUCGGGCACCUCGAGAAUUUGUGUCUGCCCCCGCUGUCUUCUGCUGUUUCCCAUCCCGCCAUCAUCUGUAGCUCGGGCGCCAAUCUGCAUUCCUCUUCUUCUGUUGGCCCUCAUUCCUCCCACGUUUAUCACCCAUCCUUUCAGCCUUUGGACCCAAUUCCAGACCUCACCUUCUCCGAUGUCUCCGAAGCACAAUCGGCGCGUAGAGACAGCUUUGGGGACCUAAAUCGGUCGGACUCCGACUCGUCGCUCUCCCUGUCGCAAGUGAGCGACAGGCUGUCGGUGUUUGGCUCUAAAGGCCUCCUGAUGAAGCCCACCUCCCUGCUGCACAGCUUGCCCAACGGGAGCAACAGGGUCCAUGAAUGCAGCGCGGGUGAGUACUUGCCCGACAGCCCCAUCCUCAUGAAGAAGGUUCAGCAACAGGAGGUGGCGGCAGAGGCCCACAGCCCCACCGAGUCUACCCGCUCCCUCAGCUCCACCGAGCCGGAGACCCCCUCGCCCACCUGGGUAGCUGGGGCCAAGGGAAACUCCCGCAUCCCGCAGCUGUCAGCCAAGAAGAGCCCGCUAGAGGAGGACAGCGCCUCCACGGGCGAGGACACUGAUUCCACAGCCAGCCGCAAGAAACACACUUUCAAGAUUUUUAAGAAGCAGAAGAAAUGAGGGCUAUGUCUCCUUUUGGGGUUCUUUAAUUGUCCCGUUGCCACUUGACAUUUUGUGAGGUUUCAAAACUUUUGGACUUGGGGAGCAAGCAGCGCUGCUUAUAUUAUGAACAAAAAGGUACGGUAAUUUUCGGACUAUAAGCCGCUAAUUGAGAGGCGCUGUGCAAACUGACCCACAUGCACAGGAGCAUCAAAACAAAUGCUGGCUCAAUGGCAUUCUAGGGUGAUCAUUUCCAAAAAGAGGAUACAAAUAACAGACAUAAAUAAUCCCCCUUUAGUCUUAUAUUCAAAGUUUAUAUGGAUUCAUAGGCAUGUGCGUGCAUGACGCACACAUAUACAGACAAUUUGCCUUGACUCUCGGCCGUGUAAGCAAUCUUGAAAUAUUGCGCAUUUGGAGCACAAAUAACCCCCCAUUUUCAUUUUUCAAAAAAAUGACUUGUCAAGCUCACCUCUUCCUUAAAAGCCGCACUCAAGCUAGGUGCUAACGGUAAUGCACAGCACCAUCGCUAACGUAGCGCCCUGCCUCUCACUUUUUGCUGAUGUAAUUGCCGCAUGAAUUCCUAGAUCAAAUUUGAAAUGGUCCACUUUUAUGCAACUUGUCCUGUUCAGAAAGUCAAGUUAAUGCCUGACUCGAGUCAAAAAAACACGAAAAAAUCGGAUUUGUGCAUUCAGACCUAGCCAAAGUGUCAUCCGGCAAAAAAUGUCACCAACUCCAUUUAGGUCCAGCUCGGAUCUUUCACAUCCGUUCAAAAGUGAUGUAAUUUGCUUGAUGAAACUAAAUGACAUCUGUCAUAAGCAUUAAUUAAUGCUCAUGACAGUGCCAUCCAUCCAUCAUCUUCUGCUGCUCCCGCGUCGGGUCGCGGGGGCAACAGCUUUAACAGGGAAGCCCACACUUCCCUCUCCCCAGCCACUUCAACCAGCUCCUCCAGCGGGAUCCCAAGGUGUUCCCAGGUCAGCCGAGAGACACGGUCAGACCCGGUCUCUCCAGCGUGUUCUGGGUUGUCCCCGGGGCCUCCCGCCGGUGGGACAUGCCCGGAAAACCUCUCCGGGGAGGUGUCCAGGAGGCAUCCGAACCAGAUGCCUGAGCCACCUCAGCUGGCUCCUCUCAACGCAGAGGAGUAGCGGCUCGACGUAGAGUCCCUCCCGGAUGACCGAGCUUCUCACCCUAUAUCUUAAGGGAGAGCCCGGACAUCCGGCGGAGGAAACUCAUUUCAUCCGCUUGUAUCCAGGAUCUUGUUCUUUCGGUCACGACCCACAGCUCGUGACCGAGGUGAGGGUGGGAACGUAGAAUUGACUGGUAAAUCGAGAGCUUUGCCUUUCGGCUCAGCUCCUUCAUCACCACUACGAACUGUUGCAGUGUAAUGCAGAUGCUGCACUUAUCCGCCUGUCGACCUCCCUCUCCCACCUACCCUCACUCGUGAACAAAACCCCAAGAUAUUUGAACUCCUCCACUUGGGGCAGGAUCUCAUCCCCGACCCAAAGAGGGCACUCCACCCUUUUCCGACUGAGGACCAUGGUAUCGGAUUUGGAGGUGCUGAUCUUCAUCCCGACCGCUUCACACUCUGCUGCGAACCCCUCCAGUGAGAGUUGGAGGUCACGGCUUGAUGAAGCCAACAGCACCGCAUCUUCUGCAAAAAGCAAAGAUGCAAUGCUGAGGUCACCAAACCCCUCAAGGCUUCGGCUGCGCCUAGAAAUUCUGUCCAUAAAAAUUAUGAACAGAAUCUGUGACAAAGGGCAGUCUUGGCGGAGUCCAACCCUCACUGGAAACCAAUUCGACUUCCUGCCGGCAAAAUGGACCAAACUCUUGGCACCGGUCGUACAGGGUCCAAACAGCCCUUACCAAGGAGCUACUGUAGGUACCCCUUACUCCCGGAGCAUCCCCCACAGGACUCCCCGGGGCACACGGUCGAACGCCUUCUCCAGAUCCACAAAACACAUGUAGACUGGUUGGGCGAACUCCCAUGCACCCUCGAGGACCCUGCCGAGGGUGUAGAGCUGGUCCGCUGUUCCACGGCCGGGACGAAAACCAUACUGCUCCUCUUGAAUCCAAGAUUCGACCCUCGUCUCCAGCACCCCUGAAUAGACUUUACCGGGGAGGCUGAGGAGUGUGAUCCCUCUAUAAUUGGAACACACCCUCCGGUCCCCCUUUUUGAAAAGGGGGACCACCAGCUCGGUCUGCCAAUCCAGAGGCACGGUCCACGAUGUCCAAUCGAUGUUGUAGAGGCGUGUCAGCCAUGACAGCCCCACAACAUCCAGAGGCUUUUGGAACUCCGGGUGGAUCUCAUCUACCCCCGGGGCCUUCCCACCGAGGAACUUUCCAACCACCUCAGUGACUUCAACCCCAGAGAUCGGAGAGCCCACCUCGAAGUCCCCAGAUCCUCCUUCCUCAAAGGAAGGCGUGUCAGUAUAAUUAGGAGGUCUUCGAAGUAUUCGCCCCACCGACUCACGACAUCCCGAGUCGAGGUCAGCAGUACCCUAUCUUCACUAUACACAGUGUUGAUGGUGAGACUGUUUUCCUCUCCUCAGACGCCGGAUGGUGGACCAGAAUUUCCUCGAAGCCGUCCUGAAGUCAUGUUCCAUGGCCUCGCCAAACUCCUCCCAUGUCAGAGUUUUUGCCUCAGCGACUGGGACAGUCACAGUGUCAUGUCAUAAUUAUAAGAACGUCAUGAGAUUCUUAUGAUGCUGCUGUCAAAUAAAGUAUUACCGGUUAAUAUUUUCUGAUGUAAAUAUCCAUAAUACAAUGAGGACAGCUGCGGUUUAUAGUCCGGUGCGGCUUAUCUAUGAACAAAUGCUGUUUUCGUGCCUAAUUUGGUGGGUGGCGGCUUAUAGUCAGGUACGCCUUACGGUCUGAAAAUUACGGUAGCCAUAUACAGUGGGGCAAAUAAGUAUUUAGUCAACCACUAAUUGUGCAAGUUCUCCCACUUGACAAUUUUAGAGAGGCCUGUAAUUGUCAACAUGGGUAAACCUCAACCAUGAGAGACAGAACGUGGAAAAAAAAAACAGAAAAUCACAUUUUCAUUUUUAAAUAUUUUAUUUGCAAAUCAUGGUGGAAAAUAAGCAUUUGGUCAAUACCAAAAUUUCAUCUCAAUACUUUGUUUUGUACCCUUUGUUGGCAAUACCUGAGGCCAAACGUUUUCUGUAACUCUUCACAAGCUUUUCACACACUUUUGCUGGUAUUUAGGCCCAUUCCUCCAUGCAGAUCUCCUCUAGAGCAGUGAUGUUUUGGGCUGUCGUUGGGCAACACGGACUUUCAACUCCCUCCACAGAUUUUCUAUGGGGUUGAGAUCUGGAGACUGGCUAGGCCACUCCAGGACCUUGAAAUGCUUCUUACGAAGCCACUCCUUUGUUGCCCUGGCUGUGUGUUUGGGAUCAUUGUCAUGCUGAAAGACCCAGCAAGGUCUCAUCUUCAAUGCCUUUGCUGACGGAAGGAGAUUUUCACUCAAAAUCUCUCGAUACAUGGUCCCAUUCAUUCUUUCCUUUGCACAGAUCAGUCGUACUGGUCCCUUUGCAGAAAAACAGCCCCAAAGCAUGAUGUUUCCACCCCCAUGCUUCACAGUGGGUAUGGUGUUCUUCAGAUGCAAUUCAGUAUUCUUUCUCCUCCAAACACGAGAACCUGUGUUUCUAGUUCUAUUCUGGUUUCAUCUGACCAUAACCCAUUCUCCCAGUCCUCUUCUGGAUCAUCCAAAUGCUAUCUAGCGAACCGCAGAUGGGCCUGGACGUGUACUGGCUUCUGCAGGGUGACACGUCUGGCAGUGCAGGAUUUGAGUCCCUGGCGGCGCAUUGUGUUACUGAUAGCUUGCAUGAAGCCCCAGAUCGAGGGAGAUUAUCAGUGGUCUUGUAUGUCUUCCUAUUUCUAAUAAUUGCUCCCACAGUUUAUUUCUUUACACCAAGCGUUUUACCUAUUGCAGAUUGUCUUCCCAGCCUGGUGCAGGUCUACAAUUUUGUCCUUCGAUAGCUCUAGGAGUUUGGAGUGUGACUGACUGAGGUUGUGGACAGGUGUCUUUUAUACCGAUAAUGAGUUAAAACAGGUGCCAUUAAUACAGUUAACGAUUGGAGCCUCGUUAGACCUCGUUAGAAGAAGUUAGACCUUUUUGACAGCCAGAAAUCUUGCUUGUUUGUAGGUGACCAAAUACUUAUUUUCCACUCUAAUUUGGAAAUAAAUUCUUUAAAAAUCAAACAAAGUGAUUUUCUGUUUUUUUUCUCCACAUUGUCUCUCAUGUUUGAGGUUUACCCAUGUUGACAAUUACAGGCCUCUCUAAUCUUUUCAAGUAGGAGAACUUGCACAAUUGGUGGUUGACUAAAUACUUAUUUGCCCCACUGUAUGUUCUUUUGGGUGAAAUUCCAGGAUAGAACUUGACUCAGUGGCUGGUUCAAUUGGAUUGGACUUUAUUGCUGUCAAUGGCAGCCAAUUAAUUAAAGGCAAUACAAACUCUACUAAAUAAAAGUAUCGGAAUUUUUGAACGCCUGAAGGAAAUUUGGUGGAAACAUUGCUUGUUGAAGAAAAAGUAAUUUUUUCAUCCACUACCAAAAUCAAGUGUGAGUAAAACGCUAAAAUAACGACUCAAACUCAAUUGAGAUGUGUAUUUGUUAUAAUGCCAACGGGAAAUUGGCUCAAUUGGACUGUUCAAUUGCAAAUAUGGUCAUAAAAUUAGCAAAGAAAGUGUUUACAAACCACACAAUGACCUUUGACACAGAGUCCCAUUCUGAAAGCCCUGCCAAUGACUGUGGUACACGACAAAACAAUUUUAACUGGGAAGUAGCUCAAAGUAUUUUUUUUUUUUUGUUUGUUUGUUUUUUUCUAAACAGAUGUUUAUAAAAUGUCUUGCAUGAUAUACUGAAGCGUUUACAGUUGAAAGUGCAUCAAAAGUUUACAUACGGUUCGACUGUAAAGGUGACAUUGUACUCCACUCAUUGUGUAGGCUCAUCCUGGAAUUUUACAAAAAAAAAAAAAACUUAAUAUUCCUCUCUUUUUGUGAGCAGUACCAGUGGUUGGGGGGUGCAAUGUAAAGAAUUAUUUAUUCUAUGCCAGUCUCCAAGGGAAACAACCGUGUUUUUCUGUGCAUGCCUUUUGGUUAAAUGCUGACAUUAUUUAUUUAACUCAAUGACUAGGCCUCACUUGGUCAGGAUUUUUUUUUUUUUUUUGUUUAAGACGACCAUGUGACACAGACGACACAGUCCAAUGUUAAAAGUGUAUUUGGCUGUAGUUUUUUUUUUUUGUGUGUCUCCUGUUUAUUUUGAAUAGAUGUGGUGUCACCGGAGAAAAACUGUUACCCAAAAAUAUCAUGUUAGAGUCCAAGACACAGAAAAACAUGUUUUUGACCAAUAUUUACUGUCAAUAUGAGCAAGUUCAGUACAAUUAAAAAUGAAGGUCCUCUCAGAAAAGUCCCAAAUGAGCCAUAAGGAGUAUGUUAAAUUUGUUAUUGUUAGCCUCAGCAAUCCAAGGCAGCAUUAAAGGGGAAGUUCAGAAUUUUUUACAUCAGGCUUAAUCUUCGAGUUAGCGAGGGUUUAAUUAAUCUGUGGAGUUUAUUUCAACAAAUGCCGUGUCGUUUAUUAGUUAUUUUUUCGUUUUGGGGCUCCGGAGUGGCUAAGUUAGCGCGGGUCAAUCGGGCAGACUUAGCAUGCCAAUAAAAAACAAAUGCAAUCAAUAGUGUUGGCUAUGUUUUCAGGAUAAAGUUAUUACAACUUACCAUUGCGUGUUAAUAAUUGCAGUAUGGACAGCAAGAUUUGUAAUCCAGAACCUCUGCAAAGGAGCAGGGCGGCGUAAUAUCGCAUCGUUUUUUUUUCCACCGCUGAUUUUUUUAAUGCCGUAGCCAGCAGCAAGUAACCGGUUUAUAUUGUUUCUCAUUCUUCAUAGAGAAUAUUUGGAAACUUUCCUUUGCCCAUUUCUUGUGAUUCCACAGCCUCUGGAUGCACAUUUUACCAUGUUGCCGGGGGUCAAUUAACUCAGCAGAUCGAGGCUGCAUUCAAGGAAAGUGGGAAGUCAGAGUUUCCAACCUCGGAUCUGGAAACGCAUCAUUGGAACGCCUCCAUCCACCAGGCCUGUCAACGGGGACCUGGGGACAAGAGACCAUUAUAGGCAUAAGCGGAUUUUAAGGGGGGGGGGGGCCCUGGUGGCCGAAAAGCGUCAUUGCAUGUAAUUGACUUUCACACAUCAUGUGACUUUGCAUAUAAUUUAAAAAAAAAAAAUGGGGAGGGCAACUUUAUUUUUCAAAUGAUUUUUUUUCCUUUGAUUUGAAAAUAUUUUUUGAAGCAACUUUUUUUGGGAUUGAAUAAUUUAGACACAAACUUCCUACCUAUAAUAUGGCCCAAACACAAAAAGGAUUGCUUAAACCAAAGAAAACUUUUUCAAUGAAAAAUUAAGUGUUCAAAUGCUUUUUCAAUCCAAAAUAUUCUUUCGCAUUCAAAAACUUUUUGUAUGAUGAAAUUUUUCUUUUUGAAAAUAAGUUCGAAGCAACUUAUUUUUUGAUUGAAUAAUAAAGACAAACAUGUCCUAGCCAAAAUGUGGCCCAAACAAAUCAACAUUACUUCAAUCAAAAAAAGUUGCUUCAAUAAAAAAAAAAAAAAAAAAAAAAAGAAAAAUAGCUUUCACAUGCAUUUUUUUGAGUUUUACAUUUAUUUUUGCAUUCAAACACAUUUUUUUUUUGAUUGAAGCAACCCUUUUUUUGAUUGAAUAAUAGAGACACAAAUCUACCUCCAUAUGGCUCAGCCCAGGGGAUACAAUUUUUGACUGGGGGAACUACAUUCGCAUGACACCGGCGGCGUACCAUAUUCAAUGGAUGACGAUCUUGGUGAAUUCCCCAAGCAAAAAAAAAGGAAAAAUAUAUAUAUUUGAAAGAUUUCAUAUGUUAAGGUUUUUGAGUAUAAAUCGAGUAGAACAUAAUAUUUAAUCAGACAAUGAUUUAAAUAUGUGAAUGUAAAGUAAAAAUAAAUUAAGGAUCAUUCAGGGGCCCCUAUGGUCCUGAGGCACGGGACAACAUACACGGUAGCCCCCCCGGUGACGGGCUUGGCCUCCACUAUUUAAUCGCUUACGAGAUCGCAGGUUUGCUGGAGGUCAAUGGAUGAAUGUAUUUUGAUGGCCAUAAUAAAAAACUUGUCGCGAUCAGCCAUCUUUGCCGUUUACAUUCGCUUGGAAUGCUUUGCGGUCGCAAUUUGUACCCUCCACGUGGUGUUUUGGAACAAUGAUCUGCAAUUUGAAUUCAUUUGACUAUGUUGGAUCUGUUCGUAGAUUUGUUUAGUUUUUUUUUUUUUUUUUUUUUUAAAUUGGCUUGCUAAGUUGGCCCCGUUGACUCGCGCUAGCUUAGCCACUCCGAAGCUCUGUAACUGACAAAUAACUUGCACACUGCACAGAAUUUUUAAAAAUCAACUCCACCCACUAAUUAAACCCCCGCUAACUCGUCAAAUGUCAAAAAAUUCUGAAGUUCCGCUUUAAAGUUUAUUAUUUUUAAAAUUCAACAUCAAAAAUGAGGUUCCGGGGCCAGUUCAUUGCUGUUUGCAGCUUUAAUUUAGCCUUGUUUUCUGUAUAUAGGGCCAUGGAUACGUAGUGGGUGCUGGAAAAGGGCUAAAACUAUGUGGUACCAAUCAAAAAGAGUGGCUAAAUGACCAAGGAUCCCACAUCAAAGUGCCAAAUCCCUGUGCCUGGACACCAUGUUUUGUAAUGUCAAAGGGUGUUCUUGCAACAAUUCUUUGUCUUUUAUGUUUACAUUUGUCAAGGAACCUUUAUGACUAUGCAUCUGUAGUUACAUUUUCUGCUCCAAACACAAAGACAGUAGGCCAAACUCUCGGGAUGCGCUUUUGAAAAUUUUACACAUGACUUUUUUUCCUCGCAAAGAAUUGGUACAUCUUUUGCACGACAGCUUUACUGUUUAAAAAAUAAAUAAAUUUAAAAAACUGAAUGGUGUUGAUGCAUGGUCAAAGUGCUUCGACUCUUCUGCCUCCCUGUUCUAGGUUCUUUUAAAUGGUUGGGCUUUUAAUAAUGAAAUCCAUUGCGAGUAUUUGUACAGAGACGAUGUCAACUUUUGCAUAUCUCGUGAUGGUCUUUAAUGGCACUCUUGCAUGAAAGCAAUAAACUAUUUUAAACAAACAGUAGUAAGGUGGUUUGAUUUCCAUAGUUUUUUUAGGGCUGUCAAAAUUAUCGCGUUAACGGGCGGUAAUUAAUUUUUAAAAAUUAAUCACGUUAAAAUACUUGACUCAUUUAACGCACAUGCCCCGCUCAAACAGAUUAAAAUGACAGCACAGUGUAAUGUCCACUUGUUACUCGUGUUUUUCGGUGUUUUGUCGCCCUCUGCUGGCGCUUGGGUGCGGCUGAUUUUAUGGGUUUCAGCACCACAUGAGCAUUGUGUAAUUAUUGACAUCAACAAUGGCGAGCUACUAGUUUAUUGUUUGAUUGAAAAUUUUACAAAUUUUAUUAAAACGAAAACAUUAAGAGGGGUUUUAAUAGAAAAUUUCAAUAACUUGUACUAACAUUUAUCUUUUAACACUAUAAUGCCCAGCAGAGGCCAACUUGGCCUUUCCCAUGGCAAAUCCUCAUGAUCCAGAAUUCGCUGGGACUUCUAGUAGAACUACACGUCUUUCUAUCCAUGGAUCGCUUUAAUAGAAUGUAAAUAAUGUUAAUCUUGUUGAUUUACUGUUAUAAUAAACAAAUACAGUACUUAUGUACCGUAUGUUGAAUGUAUAUAUCCGUCUUGUGUCUUAUCUUUCCAUUCCAACAAUAAUUUACAGAAAAAUAUGGCAUAUUUUAUAGAUGGUUUGAAUUGCAAUUAAUUACGAUUAAUUAUUUUUUAAGCUGUAAUUAACUC